Alosa alosa (allis shad) is the source of this 4693-nucleotide messenger RNA. RefSeq names its product tubulointerstitial nephritis antigen-like 1 (gene tinagl1). Gene Ontology annotation, biological process: proteolysis. Gene Ontology annotation, cellular component: lysosome. The coding region runs from base 343 to 1767 and encodes 474 amino acids. Lineage: Eukaryota; Metazoa; Chordata; Actinopteri; Clupeiformes; Clupeidae. The transcript is spliced from 12 exons. Gene Ontology annotation, molecular function: cysteine-type peptidase activity; peptidase inhibitor activity. The record is from RefSeq and is a predicted model, not a curated record.
GUGACUGAGUGACUCGCAGGGCAGCAAAGAGGGGGAGAGAGAAAGAGAGAGAGAAAGAAAGAAAGAAAGAAAGAAAGAGAAAGGGAAGGAAAGUGAACACGGCAAAGGAGUGAGCCUGAAACCUGAAGCCUUUCUCCACCUGCAUUUGUGUGUGUGUGUGUGUGUGUGUGUGUGUGCUGUGUGUCUUGAGUUGUUUUUGACACAGCCACAACAGAGUUAGAUUGGAGCGCACACACCACAAGCGAAGGAGUUGUUUGCCAUUGGAUUUAUAGCAACAGGAGAGUGAUACAGAGAGGCAGAUUUAUUUUCUUCUGCAAACGCAACAGAAGGUGAGCUGUCAUUAUGAGGCCGCUGGCGUUGCUGGGAGCGCUUCUCCUUCUCGUUGUCCUGGUGCAGGACGGGAGCGCCUGGGGAGGGUCGUCGCGCAGCCGACGCGACCUCAACAACCCCCUGCACCGGGGCGGCAUCCGCGACCCAUACGGCUCAUACUGCGAGCGGCGCGGCGGCUGCUGCCCAGGCCGUGACGACCAGUGCACGGUUCCCUACCUGGACACCAUCUGCUACUGCGACCUCUUCUGCAACCGCACCGUGGCCGACUGCUGCCCCGACUUCUGGGGACACUGCCUGGGCGUGUCACCGCCACACAUUGGUAUAUGCGAGAGGAACGGACACAGGUUCCACUCUGGGGCAACCUACAAAGAGAACUGCAAUUUAUGUACAUGCAGCAGCAAUGGCCGUUGGGAAUGUGAGCAGCACGCCUGCCUGAUUGAGGAUGACAUGAUCCAGGCAGUCAACAGAGGGAAUUAUGGCUGGAGGGCGGCCAACUACACCAAGUUCUGGGGCAUGACUCUGGACGAGGGGUUGCGCUACCGACUGGGCACCCAGCCCCCCUCCCGCAUCGUCAAGGCCAUGAACGAGAUCCAGAUGAACAUGGAUGACUCCAACCCUUUGCCACGCUACUUCAACGCUGCUGAAAAAUGGAAGGGGAUGAUCCACGAGCCUUUGGACCAAGGGAACUGCGCUGCGUCCUGGGCCUUCUCCACAGCUGCUGUGGCAUCCGAUCGCAUCUCCAUUCAGUCCAUGGGUCACAUGACUCCACAGCUGUCGCCGCAGAACCUCAUUUCCUGUGACACGCGGAACCAGGGCGGCUGUGCCGGUGGCCGGAUCGAUGGGGCCUGGUGGUACCUCCGCCGCAGAGGGGUGGUGACGGAGGAGUGCUACCCCUUCUCCCCUCCCGAGCAGACCCCAUCAGAGAGGGCCCACUGCAUGAUGCACAGUCGCUCGGUGGGCAGAGGCAAGAGGCAGGCCACCGCGCGCUGCCCCAACACCCACACCUACAACAAUGACAUCUACCAGUCCACACCUCCAUACAGGCUCUCCACCAACGAGAAAGAAAUCAUGAAGGAGAUCAUGGAUAAUGGUCCAGUGCAAGCCAUCCUGGAAGUCCAUGAGGAUUUCUUUGUUUACAAGAGUGGGAUCUAUCGGCACACAGACGUGAACUACCAGAAGCUCCCUCAUUACCGCAAGCAUGGCACACAUUCGGUCAGGAUCAUAGGAUGGGGAGAGGUGGUAACCCAUGAUGGAACACGGAAGUAUUGGCUUGCCGGAAACUCUUGGGGCAAAGACUGGGGUGAGAACGGCUACUUCCGGAUUGCCCGCGGGGAGAACGAGUGUCAGAUCGAGGCCUUUGUGAUCGGUGUGUGGGGACGUGUGACCAUGGAAGACAUGCACAACCACCACAACCACCAUCACGGCCGGCGCAAGUAGACGCACGCUCCAGACACUCGCCCCCGCCCUUCUGUCAAACUUCCACAAUCCCACCUUUCCCUGGCAACUCCAGGGUUAUAAAUAGAAGUCCUACAACCCCCCAGCAGUUAACCUCUCAGGACACACUGCUAUUCCAAAGAGCAUCUAUGAUGUCGUCAGCCUUCCUUGUGUGUGGAGAGAGCGCAAUUCCCCCACUGUUCCUCUUUCACAGCUGCAAUGUACAGCUCUUCUCCUAUUGUUAUGGCUUUACGCCAAUAUCGAAACAGCUGAUCUUCGGAUCGCUUUCGGAUCACAACGUUUAUAGCUGCCUCUGUGUCAUGCAAUGAUAGUCGCUAAAUGUUGUAACCUCCUGGUGGACAGUUGGGACAAUUGUAAAACCCAGACGAGAUUAGGGCAACUGCUACAAUAUAGAGGGCCUCUAGUUGGGUAAAGUACUCACCUGUGUUUAGAUGUGGCAGUGAAUCUAAUGUUUCUCCAAGUACCACUGCAAUUUCAAUGUGUAUUCGUAUGUGUGUGAAAGAGAGUGUGUGUGUGUGUGUGUGUGUGUGUGUAUGUGUGAGUGUGUAUCACUAAACAACCUGAAUGGUCACAUAUUAUUUUUCUGACUCACUUGUACUUCAUAUCUGUCGUAGAGGAUUGGCACACCACUAGUUGGUAAACACUUCCCACAUUCCCCCAAACCUAGAGCUCAAACACACUGGAUAAGAACAGAGGGUUACAGUAAUAUAAGCUUCUCAAUCAGAGUUGGAGUUGACCAAUAAUUUAUUACCAAACCAUAGCCUAGAUGUGAGUACUCUAUAAUAUUGUUAUAUAAAGUUAUCUAUCUAUAUAAAUAUAUAUGGAUAUGAUUUUGUGGUAGCUCUGCUCAUUGGUAGAAUGUAGACCCAAACAAAAAAAAAACAACCUUCACCCUUCAUAAAUAGAUCUCCAUGUAAAAUCACGCUGGCUUUAGUUAUCUAGUCUUCAGACUCAUGUAAAUAUGAUGGAUGAGGUCGUAAAUCAAGUUAUGCAAAAACAGCGCUUGAUGGUUACGACCACAUUCCCCAUCUGAGAAAAACAUGACGGAGCGAUUGAGGGAUAAUUGUUGUGGAGACGAAAUUCCGAUGGUUUCUGCCGGAGGACCACCUGCUUUACAUUCCCUUAAAAGCGCUCUCUGCAGACCGAACGCCAGCUGCACACCGACCAUAUAUCACAGCCUUGAUGUUUCAAAUGUUGGUCCUGUCACUCAUUCCAAUUUGGUGAGAGAUAAAAGAAAGACAGGCGAACAGGUAGACAACAAUGAUUAAAAGGUUGCUUGUCUGGAGCCCUGAGAGCUGUCUUGUGGAGCAAUUAUGUAGGAAGCAGUGUCCGUGUAAGAGAUGUUUCAACAACUUGAUUCACUUGGAAACCAAAAAAGAAAAACUAUGAUUUGGCCUCUCUUUGAUGCAAAUCGAGCAUAAGAACGUCUUAAUCUGUUAUCCUGUAAAGUGUUAAAGGAGUCAAGUAUUAACCUUACAAGACCAUUGCUGUUGUUUACCUUCACCUUUGCUGUAUUUUUUUUCUUUUUAGUGAUUGACCUCUGUGAAAAAAAAAAAACGGUGCUUUGUUUCGCUUUUGUUGCAUUUUGUUUGUUUAGAGAGCAGUACAAUGACCACAAUGACCUGUACAAUCUCCCCUGUGUCACAUCUCUCCACUGAUUCCAAUUACUACAGUAUGCGAUGACUGCAAUGGAACAAAUAAGGAAAAAAAAAAAAAAAUGUAAACACUCCUACAUCUGAUACCAGUUUAUACAGUCAACAGGAGGCACAGAGCAGAUGUUUGUUUGGCUAAUAUCCACCAAUGAGAGUGGGCUGCCGUGACAGUUAUUGUUCACCAGUCACUGAGACUGUUAGAGUUGCCCUUUGACAAAGAGUGCAUGUCCUAUGCAUGUGUUGACCUUACUGUCAUGCAAUGUUUUUCUUCCAUGAAUGGCCCACGUAUUUGCCCUUCACUCCUAUCACCAUGCCUAACCAUAGCAACAUGCACACACGCACGCAUCCCCCUAACACAUACUUCUCUCUCACUGGUAGAGAGAGGUAGAGAGCAAAACUGACAGAAAUGCGCACGCACUCACACACGGACUCACACGGACACGGACACACACACACACACACACACACACGUCACUGACACAUACUCACUGAUCUUCACGCAUACCAGGGCCGAAUCCCAAGAGUUUGGUUUGGUGACUAUUCCAGGUAAAUUAACCUAGAGUAAGUAGUAAACUUCAAGAAAAAGAAGAGCCCUAUUACUCAGAGUUAACUUAUCCAGACUAGUUUGGGAUUCUCAUACAAUUCAAGUGGUAUGCAAAGAAUUGAUUAGGAAUGUGAAAGCAAUGCUGGAAAACAGAAAAUGAACAUGGAAGUAUGCCAAAUCCCCUCCGUGGCCUUACAGAGGCUUUAGAUGGACUAUCCGUCUGGUCUGGUCUGAGUGGAUAUGUCACACAAGCAUUAACAUUUACUCACUUACUUUUUGAGACCCUUGCAUCUCCAAAAGUGAUUGGAGGAUAAAAAAAAUAUUAAAGAAUGCAACAAACAAAAAUUAUUAACUUUUUGCAACAAAAAAAAAGAGACAACAAACAACACAGUGGCCUUUCAGGGGUUUCUAGAGCCUCAAUUGCUAUGGAAUUAAUUGCAUAACAUAGAUGCCGUUUUGACAUUUAAGUAGCCGGAGAUGUGCAGAACCAUGUCUUGAACUUUUCUGUUGUAAUCUAACACAUGCACUGAAUGUGCACAAUAGUCUGACCUGUUACAGUUCGUUUUAUAACCAUCACCAUUUCCACUGAGUUCUUCUUCCUCUUCUUUUAUGAGGCAAUCAGAGAUCACUGCCACACCAGUGGCUAACUGUUUCUUGUGUGAGCAGCCAGUUUCUCUUUCAAAGUAUUCUAAUAAAGAAAAUAUCUUUGGUA